This is a messenger RNA of Rotaria socialis, 702 nucleotides long. NCBI's taxonomy places the organism in Eukaryota, Metazoa, Rotifera, Eurotatoria, Philodinida, Philodinidae. The record is from the annotation of a GenBank genome assembly.
AUGAGACAGAAGCUCCUUCAUGAGAAUUAUUUAGAUUUGGCUGAUUCCUACCACAGCAUUGGUUCAUUGCAUAGCGAUAUAGGUAACUACUUGAAAGCACUAGACUUCUAUGAUAGAGCACUAAAAAUCAGAGAAAAAAUUCUACCCGAGAAUCAUCCAGUGGUAGCUGCCACCUACAGAGACAUUGGUACAGUGUAUAACCACAUGGAUAACUAUUCGGAAACAUUGAAAUUUCAUGAUACAGCACUCAAAAUAAAAGAAAACGUUCUGCCUGAUAACCAUUCAGAUUUUGCUACUUCAUGUGACAGCAUUGGUUCAGUGUAUAACAACAUGGGUAACUAUUCGAAAGCACUAGAAUUUCACGAUAAAGCACGUAAAAUAAACGAGAAGGCUCUGCCUGAGAACCAUCCAAAUUUGGCUAUUUCCUAUAACCAUAUCGGCUUUGCGUAUAACAGAUUGAGUAACUACUCGAAAGCGCUAGAAUUUUACGACAAAGCACUCAAAAUCAAUGAAAACUCUCUACCUGAGAAUCAUCCUGAUUUAGGCAUUACCUACGAUAAUGUUGGUUCAGUGUAUCAAAAUAUGGGUAACUAUCCAAAAGCAUUAGAAUGUUAUGAGAAAGGAUUGAAAAUCUUCGAAAAGUCUACCAUCAGAUCAUCCGGACUGGGCCAUUUCCUACACACACAUCAGCUCCGUGCAUGA